CUGAAACCGAUAACUUAAUUCAAAAAACAAUUUUGUCUACAUUCACUAGCCACGAAAGACUGAAUAUUGGGUAUUGAAAUUUUUCAUGGCUCGCAGCUCACGUUUUUACGCUACUGUGUCUAAAGCUUCUCAUUCGGCCUGAUUCUGCAAAAUGGAGGUGGUUCAGCGCCACUCUGUACACACACUUGUUUUCCGCUCUCUCAAAAGAACACAUGACAUGUUUGAAGCUGAUCAAAGUCGUCUUCCGGAAGUUGAUGAGAAAAGUAAUUCAUUAAAGGUCGCUAUCAAAGCAAAAGAUCAGUAUGGACCUGUACUUAAGGAGCCUGGUCAUAAUCCACUAAAGCCUAAAGAAAAUGUCCCUGACACGUCACAACCGGGAGCUAUUGUUCCAUCUGAAAAGGUCAAACCAAAAUCUGCACUUGAACAAAACGCUUCUAUAGUUCAAAUAGGUAAUGAAAAAUUACUGCUUCCAAAGAAAGCUCCUACUAUGCCCAAACCCACAUGGCAUCCACCAUGGAAACUAUGUCGAGUUGUCAGUGGUCACACAGGAUGGGUGCGCUGUGUAGCUUUUGAUCCUACUAAUGAUUUCUUUGUUACUGGCGCAGCAGAUCGAAUGAUCAAGGUUUGGGACUUUGCUAGUGGGACAUUAAAACUGACACUGACAGGUCACAUAAGUACAGUUAGAGGUGUUGUUGUCAGUGCUCGUCAUCCUUACUUAUUUUCAUGUGGAGAAGACAAAACAGUUCGUUGUUGGGAUUUGGAGCAGAAUAAGGUUAUUCGUCAUUAUCAUGGUCAUAUGUCUGCUGUUUACGAUAUUGAUAUUCAUCCAACAAUCGAUGUGGUCCUUACUUGUGGUCGGGAUGCAACUGCACGAGUAUGGGACAUGCGAACCAAAGUCAAUGUUCAUACUCUAACAGGACAUUCGAACACAGUAGCAACAGUACGUUGUCAAGAAUCUGACCCUCAAGUGAUUACUGGGUCACAUGAUGCGACCGUCCGCCUUUGGGACUUGGCGGCAGGACGUACCAUAGCCUGUCUGACAAAUCACAAGAAAUCUGUCCGAGCUGUGUGUAUCCAUCCAACUCAGAAUGCAUUUGUUUCUGGAUCACCAGAUAAUAUAAAACAAUGGAAACUCCCCAAUGGUGUCUUUCUUCAGAAUCUAUCUGGACAUAAUGCUAUCAUUAAUGCCAUCACUGUUAACCAAGAUAAUGUGGUCGUCAGUGGAGGCGAUAAUGGCAGUGUUCACUUUUGGGAUUGGAAAUCUGGGUAUAACUUUCAGCGUCUUCAAGCUCAAGUUCAGCCUGGCAGCAUCGAUUCUGAAGCUGGUAUAUUUGCUUUAGCAUUUGAUCGUAGUGGAUCUCGCUUGGUAUCCUGUGAAGCAGACAAAUCAAUAAAGAUCUUCAAAGAAGAUGAAUCAGCGACGGAAGAAACACAUCCACUGUACUGGCGCCCGGGCUUGCUGAAAAAAUCGAAAUACUAGUUUACUUAACCCACUUAACAUUUCGACAACAGUUUGUAUAGUAUGUUCCUAUUAAAGAAUUUGUCUUACUAAAUACAAUCGAUUUAGAUGUUUGAUUACCUUACUGGUCCGGUUUGGUGAAUUUAAGACCAUAGACCGUAAUGGACACCAACGAGUAGUCACGUAUAAGCACCGAGAAACCUAUUACUCUAAAGGAGUUUCGCGAUAACCAAUUCCACAUUUACAUAUACAUGUAUUGAAUUAUUCGACCCUUUUUCUUAGCGACUGAUAUUUGUGCCUUAUUUAUCUUGGCAAGAUGAUGGAAUUAGUAGAAGAAAGAUAUUUUUGUAACAAAAUCUGCCAGUUUUUCUCUCAUGAAGAAAUGUACGUCCUGUGUAAAUAAUCAAAUAAAAAACCAGGAUUACUGAGUUAGUUUUAUCUUCUUACAAGGUAAUUGAUCUUCUACACAACUAGCUUCGUCUGUAGAUUGUUUAUUUACAGUAGGUUUAACAACUAUAGAAGAUACAUUUGGCAUAGACAAAAGUUUAAGCAGUGCAGCUGCACCAUGUACUGUUCUGCUUCGUAUAAGACCAUGAGUCACUACCGCGAAAGGCGCCUUGGUAAGACAGGAGUGAGUUGCCUCCUGAGGUUGCAGACCUAGACAACCAAGCAUUGCAGAUACCGCCACUGGUCGACGGACUUCCCAUCCGCUUGACGCCCCGGAACUGACGACUAUCAUGUUUGUGAAUGACUUUCGUGCUAUGCAGAGUAAGCUGCUGAAGUACUGUGAUAAGACUGAACGUGCGCUAUAAGUUCCAGAGGAAGAGCGAAGUACCGGAGCAAGUUGGAAUUCUAAGUGGAUACCUCGUGACAUCAUCAAAUUGCAUUGUUUACUUAACAGUCGAAUUUCACUUGAUUUUGUAAGGUCUAAAGAUAUAAGAUCAAUGUUCACAGCCUUUUCACAUGCAUAUGCGAAAGCGUUAUUGGAAGUAGGACAGAAGCUCACAAUAUCGAAAGCACCAAGUUUAUCUUCAAAUUGACGGAAGAACAAACCAGCAUUUUCAGCAUUAUUGCAAUAAAUCGUCAGACGUGUGAAUAUUCGUGGUCUACAUGAUAUAGCGGGAAAUGACACAGAAGCUCUGAAUACACUGCUUUCAUUAAUAUAAGCUUGAAGAACAUCUGGAGAAGGGGGUUCUAAUUUUGCAAUAAGGUUCUGGCGCAUAGCUUGUCUUUCCUCUUUGUUUUUCUUUCUUGUAGUGGAGUCUGAUUUAACUUCGAAAUUGAAGUCAUCUACUGAUACAGACUGACUGACCGCCACAUAGUGAUAACCACAAUCAAGCAAGCGUGCAAGGAGAUGCGCGCUCAUUGCCUCAAAAGGAACAUAAAGAUCGAAGUAUUUGCCUUCCAUUUCAUAACAUAUUAGGGUAAAUUCGGCUUUUCAACAAAAAACCUGAAGUAGAAAUAAGAAAUAUAUUAGCUUGAAAUGAAAGACGAACCAUGUUUAGUAUAUCUAUGAAGGUGGAGAUAUUGACAAGAAGUAGCGAAAUAAAAGGAAUAGUGUUAUGUCCUAGUGAAGAUUAAAUUACGGGUAACUUCUGAAAACUAUUAGUGGACUAGUACUAUAUACAUAUUCUUAUUUCAUAACUAUUCAGUAACUCGAUUAUGUAUAUCUAUACUCCUCUUAUUACAAGCUUUAUUUUGAUCUAUAGACUAUUAUGAUAC
Messenger RNA from Schistosoma rodhaini, 3181 nucleotides. The record is from the annotation of a GenBank genome assembly. NCBI's taxonomy places the organism in Eukaryota, Metazoa, Platyhelminthes, Trematoda, Strigeidida, Schistosomatidae.